Messenger RNA from Anopheles arabiensis, 5195 nucleotides. RefSeq lists its product as uncharacterized. Gene Ontology annotation, molecular function: serine-type endopeptidase activity. Lineage: Eukaryota; Metazoa; Arthropoda; Insecta; Diptera; Culicidae. The record is from RefSeq and is a predicted model, not a curated record. The coding region runs from base 159 to 2090 and encodes 643 amino acids. The transcript is spliced from 3 exons. Gene Ontology annotation, biological process: proteolysis.
UAGGCCUCGCAAGCUUGCCUUUGGAUUGUUUAUUUAUAGUGAAAGAAAAACUCAUUUUUGCUAAAUUGAUUUGAAAACGCCCAAAAAGUUCGUCGCUUAGUGUAUUAUGAAAACAAUUUAUACACUACUGAAAUGGUUCACUUCCGACAAGAUUCAAAAUGGCGACAAUUCUUGAAGUAACAACGUAUCUCAGCUGGGUUCUGUUAUUGGUUGCAUCGUCCCAAGAAACCGUUCUCCCUCUCCAUACCACAAUCAAUACAGCUUUAACUCGAACACAUUGCGCACGAAACAAAGAGAUCACUCCCUACCGUGUGUCGCCAGACCCAGCCCCAACCCAAUGGAGUGUAAAGCCCGAAGAAAGCGUCUCCAGCAAACGGACCCAAUUACCGGCAAACGAACAGCGAACCGGCAGCAAAUUGAUAGAGUGCUACUUUGAAGGCUCUUCGGUGCAAUCAUUUAACCGCAAACAGGUCGACAUGCAAUCUGCCGAAGGCACCUCACCACUUGAGCAAGGUGCCACCGUUGUACCAAACAACGCGGAACAAGGGACCGGCAGUACGGUAAGAUGCGGUUGGCAUGACGACGAUGGUGGUGGAAGAAAGUUUCCGGGAAUUAAUGCAGCGACCCGACUGUGCCCCCCCGGUUGGAUGAAUUGUAGUGGUCGAGCAGUGUUCGAGUCGAUUUGUGGCCAGGCUGAACGACGAACUGAGCAGCCGGUAAACGGUGCACAAGGACACGGUGCUAAAGGGCUUUGCAAAAGUGCAUUCAGCCGGAUUGGUGGUGAUUUCACAGAUGGAGGAAACCUUGCCGCACCUGGGGGGUACGCUGGCUUGAAAAGGCUUCAGCAUCACUUCACCACCGAGAAGAGAACACAAGCCCAGUGCACCCCAUGCCGUCGCCAAGCAACAGAUGGCCGGCGGAACGGUUCCCGAGUGUCCCUGUGGGAAGCACCCACAGAGAAGCAUUGGAUUCGGCACGAAAGAAUUGAUAAACGGAAACAAUCUCGAGAGCUGUCCGGUGGGAAGUUUUUGGACAAGUUUGAAGCAGUUGCUAGCCGGGACAUGUGCCCGGUCGUCCCCAGGAUAAUGCUCUGCACGGUAAAUAUUCUCGAGAGUCAUUCGGAACUCAUCGUAAACGUGCUGCCGAGAGGAAAUGAUAGCUCUUCAACGAACGAAACGGACCGCUCGGUGAAACAAGCGUACAAAAGCGUCGAGUGUAACGUGGACCCUUCCGAUCAGGGCGAACGCAUCGUCGGUGGACGGAAUGCACUGUACGGCGAUGCGCCGUUUCACGUGUCGUUGAGAAGCCUUUACCACGAGCGGCGGCACGGUUUCGGCAGUGGGUUGUUCUGUGGCGGGUCGCUGAUUACUGCCAGUCGCGUCCUGACCGCAUCCCACUGCUUCACCACGAAACCCUCCAACAUGGUGGUGGUGGCCGGCGUACUGAAUCGGUUCGAUCGAUCGGAGCGUAUGCAGCAGCGCCGUGUCUUGCGCUACCUGGCCCAUCCGGGCUGGCACGCAAGGACACUGGCCGCGGACAUUGGGCUCGUUGCGCUGGUGAGCCCUUUUCAGUGUGAUGACGGUGUACAGCCGAUCGCACUGCCAAACCGUCCACCGGUGGAUGGAGAGCCCUGUACCAUAUACGGUUGGGGUCAAACGGAGGAAGGUCGUAAGCAGCGCUUCCAGCCCGUCUGUCUGCAGAAGGCCAGUGUGAGCGUGCUGGGGUUGGAGCGGUGCAAUCGUUCGCUUCACACGGUCGUUGCCGUGCCGGACGGUACGCUCUGUGCCGGGAGCUUUGCCGGUGGGGUUGACUCCUGCCAGGGCGAUUCGGGCGGUCCGCUGGUUUGUGGAGGCGGCGGUGCACUUUAUGGCAUCGUUAGUUUCGGUUGGGGCUGCGGCAGGGCCAACUUCCCCGGUGUGUACACCGAUGUGUUCCAGUAUCGGGGCUGGAUCGUGGAGGCGCUGGACAGUGAUCCAAGGACGUGGAGGGGUACCGGUGGCACGGUGGUCUUUGCCCCAGUGCGCUGGAGCACUGCUGUGGGUGUAAUAAUAAUGUUUAGCACCGAGCUGCUGGUGCUACUGCCGUCGUAAACCGUCUAAACUGAGUGCCGCUGAGUCCAUUUUCUUCGAGUUUGGUGUUUUGGUGGGCAGCAAAAUAAGGAACUGUCAAUUAUUCCGCGGAGAGUUUAGAAUCUAAAGGAGCUGUGGCACUAGAACGUGCAAGCAAAGUGUCAGACUGGGGGGAAUUAUUUGGAGACCAAGAAGAACACAAACAUCAUAAAAUGGAGAACUGUGGAGAAGCUGUUUUGAGCCAAAGCCAAAGUGUCUGGAGUAGUGAUGGGUAAAGGUGGCAAAAUUCCUGAGCCGACUCUGAUCCGUAUCCGAAAAUUUCGGAACCGACUUCGGAAAGUAGGUCCAUGUAUUAACCUGAGCCGUUUGGAAUCGUCUGGAGUAGUCCGGAAUCAUUCGAAGUUAUUCAAAGUCAUCCUGAGUUGUCCAGAGUUGGACGGAGUCGUCCGGAGUCGACCGGAGUUGGUUGGAGUUGGCUGGAGUCGUCCCGAGUCUUCCAGAGUUUACCAGAGUCAUUCAGAGUCGACUAAAGUUAGCCGGAGUUAGGCCGUUGCGAUGUGUUUGUCAGGAAUUUUAUAUCCGAUUCCAACUCUUGCUGACUUCAGUUGGCUCAAACUGCUAUUCUUAGAAAGAAAGGCCUGUCUAAGAAGUGCACGCGCAAAGCGAAAGAGUUAAAAUUUAUCUCGAAAUUAAAUGCCUGACCACAAACACAUUGCACCGGCAUAUCUUCGUCAAACUCCAACUCGGGCUGAAUCUGAGGACUAUUCCAACUCCAGACAUUUCCAGAAGACUCCAGACGACCCUAGACGACUCAGAAUGACUCUGACCAACUCUGGACGACUCCAGACGACUCCGGAUGAUUUUGACCAACUCUGGACGACUCCAGACGACUCCGGACAUAUCAGGAAUACUCCCACUCCGGGCGGAACUAGUGGUUCCGAUUUCUCCAGAAUCGUAAUUGCUCUUACAAUAGCCGGAAUCGGAUUGGAGUCUUGAGUGCACACCAUAAAAAGCACACCACUAGUCUGAAGACACCAUUGGCUCGUCUUCUCGUACCAUCUCCGGAGUUAGCAUGAGAGUGUUAGAGCACUGCCACGGGCCCGUAUACCGAACCGGUUAAUGAUAUUUACCGUCCAAUUCCGUACCCGUAUGCUGCGCUGCUGCGGGGCAAACCGACCAUCGCUCCAACUUUAACUAUUCCACUUAAUUAGUUUUAGUUUUACGAGCCCAAAACCAGCCGUAACGAGUACGGGCACUUGCGAAACCCAACCGUACACAAUAUGUACAUUGUCACUGGUAGUUAGGUUGCAGUAGUUUGCAUCGUUCGGUUAGUUUAGCCCUCAGGUGCCGUCCUGGUACUGGCUACUGCUGCUGCAUGCAGUAUGCAAUGUACUCGGAUACUGGUGUUUCGGUGGUUUAGCGCCUUCAAACAAUGGUGCAGACGUGGAGGCCCUGGAGGGCAAGAGCCGGUUCGCAUGCACCAGUGUGCAAUGGCUAGCUUGUGUCGUAACCAGCCGUGGGCCUGGACCGUCGUCCAAAUCAAACCCGAAGCGAACCAACAUGACAACGGCAUGAAUCCUGCUGGCUGGCUAAACUUAGCCGGCAGGGCUAACCGCACUCAAACAUACAUAGUGCCUUUCUCCCUUUCUCAUACGCCCUCUCUUUCUCUCUCACGCUCUCUCUAUGAGCGUUUCAGCUUUCCCAGCGAUGCUGGAUGACGGUUUGGUUAUGCAUAUUUUAUUUUAUCCUUGCUUCCACGUCUUCACGUUCCAUUCUUUUUUGCUGGAGACAUCGUGUCGUUUCGCCACCACCGCUCUCUAACCCUAACCCAUCGUCUGAGCAUCGCGUCUGCUGCUGAUGGUGAUGAUGAUGAGCAACGAUUUGUGGCCACCGCUGGGUUUAGUGCAGCAGCAAUGGUGUGAGGCGAUUUUUUCCCUUCUCUCCAAUGCCAGCGACUUUGACCGGUUUGCACCAAACCCAAGCCAAGGAGUCCUUUGGGUCAGUGGAUAUAAUGUAUGCUAAAGAGCACUCUCCAUCGAUGGGUGACGAUGAUGGGCAAGCUUGCUAAACUUUCUUUUAAGCAUCUUCAUUGGCACUGUUACGAGAUUUCCCAGUGGUUGUGUUUUGGUUGUAGUGUGGCCCAAGUAAUGCACAGAACGGGAUUGUGUUGGAGUAGCCUCAGUGAUUGGCAUUUUCAGAGAAACUCUUUGAUUAACCAACUUGCAUAAUAGACUCGGGGAAAAAGGCUCUCUUGCGGCUCUCGGCUAUCGGCAUAACCACUUUAAAGUGCCACCUACAUUCAUUAAAAGACACCCAACUGUACGUCCACUUCCCUAGAGGACAUCGUACAUGGUGAACGCCUCCACGACUAUCUGGGUUUGAGCGCAAGAGCCUUUCAUUUUACAAAAAAAAAAGAAUCCUACAGUUUAUGCCCUUUAAACGCCGGGUGGGAUUGAGUAAAGUGAGUUUGCUGGGAUGUUGCUUAGUAGCCAACACAUCCUCCAUAUGAACGAGUCUUUCCACGAGCCUGAAACGACCGAACCUCACCAACCGAAACAAAUUCCUUCGAGUUUCGAGAUGGGCGUUAGGUAGAAGAAGAGCAUCAGGACGGGUCAAUUGAGAAGUCAAUUUAAAGAAUUAUGUGAAGUAACUACCCCCCGGGUUGCCGGUUUGUCACAUUUGUUGCACGAGCUCACUUGCCUGCUGGAGACAUCGCAACCAACAUCAAACGAACGCCGUGAUUCAGUUUUUGUUUGUGUUUUUUGCCUUGCUGCUCAAGGACAAACAAGCUCCUCUGUGUUCGCGUGAAGUGUGUUUAGGUCCCGCCGUGGUGGUGUGUUCGAUACAUUAGCGAUGGUUCGUGGUAAAUUGGAGCCUCCAACUCGGCGGUGUGCACUCGCCAUUGACAGUUUGCUGCUUCGCAAGGUCGUCGCAAGCAGACAAGCCUACCAAACCCUCUACAAACAGCCACUCGCUGUUGGUGGAGUGAAUACAAUUUAAAAGCUUUUCAGUCUGCUUGCAGAAGCGCCCGACAGUGGAGAGCGCUUUGUUUGCGCUUCUUUCCCAUUCCGAACACGCUGUAAAAAGACGCGCACCGAGCAAAAGGAGCAAUUUACAGCUCCUGCG